Messenger RNA from Ceraceosorus bombacis, 798 nucleotides. The record is from the annotation of a GenBank genome assembly. NCBI's taxonomy places the organism in Eukaryota, Fungi, Basidiomycota, Exobasidiomycetes, Ceraceosorales, Ceraceosoraceae.
AUGUCGAGCUCCACCAUCCAAGCGCUUUUGAUCCUCGUGCUGCUCGCAGCGGCGAGAAUCGACUGUCGUUCAGUCGCUCCACUCGCCGCUCAAAGCAGCGUCGCCCUCGUUCGUAGGACGCCAACGCCGAAUGAGAAGGAAAACUUGAAACAUUUUCUGCCAGCGGGAUCUUCCAGCUUCUCAUCUCAGGACUCGUCCACUUUCAAGUCGGACGACUCAUCCAAAUAUUCGUCGGAGGGCUCAUCCAGCUUCAAAUCGGACGGCUCCAUGAGCUCAUCCAAUUCCAAGGGCUUUGCAAGCCCAAGGACUCCCUUGAAGCCCAAUGCUCUCAAACGCAAAAGCAGUGCCUUGGCCUUUCCUGGCAUCCUGGAAGAGCCGCAUCCCACAGGGGGCGUAGAGCAUCCAGCGAGCCUUCAACCCCACAAGGAGCUCGACACGCUCAAAGACGAAGGCCAAUGGAAAGUUCACAGCGACGAAGAAUGGGUACCGCAUAGCAUGCCCAAAGGCUAUCAUCUUCAAGAAUUUCGAUUGGCAGGGUCCUACUACGCUGCCACACCGGAUGGUGGGCUCCGCUACAUUCCCUCGCGAGACACUGCGGUGCACGAAAAAGAGAAGAUGCCCGGAGAGCGUUUGUAUGGCAAGCUUAGGGGCGGUAUACUCAUGACAAAGGCUCAAGGGAAAGGCUACACCCGUUCGCCAUACCAUCGCCACAUGUUCCUCGAGGAGAUGGCGGGCAAAGAGUUUUACCCGCACGACGUGCUGAAGGGAGUCCAACUCCUUCGUCCAGCCCGCAAGUAG